ACUCGAUAGUUGGUCUCACAUAUUUCCUUAAACCAGAUCUCCACCACCACCACCAGCACAACAUAUCAUUUCCAGAUCCACCGUCAGCCACCGUGAACCACCACAAUGCGAGUCACAACAACCACCCAAUCACCAUCCUCCCCACCCUCCCAACCAACCACCAAAGAUGUCGAAUCCCUCUUCCGUACAAAACCCAUAUCCGAGAUCCGAACCGUAGAAGCCCAAACCCGAACCCAAAUCCACAACAAAUCACAAGAGCUCCGUCAACUCGUCGGCAACCGUUACCGUGAUCUCAUCGAUUCCGCCGAUUCCAUCAUCAAUAUGAAAUCAUCUAAUUUUUCAAUCUCUCAAAAUAUUCAAUCUAUUCAUAACGGUAUUCUUCAUUCUAUAUCUAAUGAAUAUACUAAUAAUACUAGUUCUGUUAAUUAUGCAUCGAUAUCGAACCCCGCUAGAACUCGAAUUUACGGUAUUGCGUGUCGUGUUAAGUACAUUGUAGAUACACCUGAAAACAUUUGGGGAUGUUUAGAUGAGUACAGGUUUGUUAAUUCUGCCGCACGAUACAUUCGUGCUAAGUUAGUAUAUAAUUGUCUAGUUAGUGACUUUGAUGUUAAGACGAAAAACGUGUUGUCCAAGUUUCCGUUGUUGCAACAUCAGUGGCAGAUAGUUGAGAGUUUUAAGGGGCAGAUAUCGCAACGUAGUAGGGAUAGGUUGUUGUUAGAUGGGAUUGGGAUUAAGGAAUAUGCGGAUGCGAUUGCUGCUGUGGCGGUGAUUGAUGAGAUUGACCCGAGGGAGUGUUUGAAGUUGUUGCUCGAGAGUAGGAAGACGUGUGUCGUGCAGAAGUUGAGUGGGUGUGGCGGGGAUGGGGAAGACGUGAUACGGGUGUUUUGUGAAGUGUUGAAGGUGAUUCAAGUUAGUGUGGCGCAUGUUGGGGAGUUGUUUUUGCAGGUUUUGAGUGACGCCCCGUUGUUUUAUAAGACGGUGUUGGAUUCUCCGCCAGUUUCUCAGUUGUUUGGUGGGAUACCGAAUCCUGAUGAGGAGGUUAGGUUGUGGGAGGGGUUUAGGGAGAAGUUGGAGAGUGCGAUGGUGAUGUUGGAUCGGGAGUUUGUUGGGAAGGUGUGUUUGGAUUUUUUGAGGAGUUGUGGGAAGGAGAUUGUUAAUGAGGUUAACGGGCGGUUUUUGAUUGAUGUGAUUGAUAGUGGGCGACAGCUUGCUGCUGCUGAGAAGUUGAUUAGAGAGACGAUGGAAGGGAAGGAUGUGUUGGGAGGGAGUUUGGAGUGGUUGAAGAGCGUUUUUGGAUCCGAGAUUGAGAUGCCGUGGAGUAGAACACGGGAACUUGUUUUGGGUAAUGAUGAUGAUCUUUGGGAUGAGAUUUUUGAAGAGGCGUUUGCUAGUAGGAUGAAAGCAAUAAUUCAUUCCGGGUUUCAUGAAAUGAAUCAUGUAGUUAAUGUACAUGAGUCGAUUCUUACAAUUGAAGAGGGUCCUGGUGGUCGAGUUGAUUUCCAAGCUUUUAUGAAUAGGUCUCCUUUAGGUGGCGGAGUUUGGUUUAUGGAGCCCACUAUCAAAAAGGCUGGUUUAGUGACUAGCCCUAAAGUGUCUUCCGACAUUAGCGAUUACCAGAGCUGUUUAAAUGCUUACUUUGGCAAUGAAGUUGGCAGAAUUAGAAUGGCGGUGGACAACCACUGCAAGAAUGUACUUGAGGACUUGUUAAGCUUCUUGGACUCUCCAAAAGCCUCCUUAAGGUCACGGGAACUAGCACCAUACUUGCAAAGUAAAUGUUUUGAGAGUAUGUCGGCCAUACUUACAGAGCUGGAGAAUGAAUUGGAGAGCUUGUAUGCCGCAUUGCAACAUGGCAAUCAGAAAGAUGAUUCACCAUCUCCUGCUAUAAUUGUCGAGAGGUCACUUUUCAUUGGAAGACUACUGUUUGCAUUCCAAAAGUACUCUAGAAAUAUUCCUGUUAUACUUGGUUCACCCAAAAUGUGGGUAGAUGAAAGUAUGGCAGUGGUCUCUGGUAAAGUGUCACCACUUCUGAGGUAUUCGAGUGAAGCAUUUGAUUCUGUAACUUCUGAAAACCAUGGGAAGAAAGUGCUUUCAUCAUCUAUAAGACAAUUUUCACUUGCUGCUUCUGCGUUAUAUGCAUUCAAGGAUAGUCCGAGCCCACGUCUUGGUGAACUUAGAAGAACAACACAAUAUCUUUGUAUUAAAGCUCAUAACUUGUGGAUAACUUGGGUUUCAGAUGAACUUUCAGCGGUCCUCUCACAUAGUCUCAAAAAUGAUGAAAGUUUAUCGACAACCACUCCAUUGAGAGGCUGGGAGGAGACUAUAGUUAAGCAAGAGGACUCUGCUGAGCACCCAUCAGAGAUCAAGAUCUCUCUUCCUUCCAUGCCGUCCUUGUAUAUCACUUCAUAUUUAUUUCAAGCUUGUGAAGAAGUUCACAGAGUUGGGGGUCAUGUACUUGACAAACCAAUUUUGCAAAACUUUGCUGCACGAUUGUUGGAGAAGGUGAUUGAUCUUUAUGUGGAUUUUCUUGUCAAUGACGAGGCUAGUGAAACUCGUGUGUCUGAAAAAGGGGUUCUCCAAAUCUUAUUGGAUCUAAAGUUUGCUGCUGACAUUCUGUCUGGUGGAGAUCUGAGUGGAAAUGAGGAUGUAGUAAAAACAUCAAAGACUAAACCGUCAUAUAGACGGAAGCAAGAUGUGCAACAACCAAAGUCGGUUAUGAAAGAUCGUCUUGAUGGGCUGGUGAAUCGCCUCUCACAGAGGCUAGACCCAAUAGACUGGCUCACGUAUGAGCCAUAUCUUAUGGAGAAUGAGAAGCAGUCUUAUUUGCGGCAUGCUGUCCUAUUUGGUUUCUUUGUGCAGCUUCAUCGGAUGUACACGGAUACCACACAAAAAUUGCUUACAAGUUCAGAAUCAAAUAUAAUGAGAUGCUCUACUGUUCCUCGUUUCAAAUACCUUCCCAUCAGUGCUCCUGUAUUAUCUGCGAAGGGAGCAAGCAAGUCCCCUAUUGCAACAUCUGUAGACGAUGUUUCUACAAGGGGUUCUUGGAGAAAUUAUACCCAAGAGGAGCUCUCCCGCAAUAUGGAUAUGGAUGACAAUACAAGUUCAGGGGUUGCUACACCUUUCCUGAAAUCUUUUAUGCAGGUUGGUAGUAGAUUUGGAGAGAGCACACUGAAACUGGGAUCCAUGCUAACUGAAGGACAAGUGGGUAGGUUUGGUGACAUUUUACCUGCUCAAGCAGCUGGACUUCUUUCCCAAUUCACAGCCGGAAGAUCAGAUUAUUGAUUUCAUUUAUUCGUUCAACCGUAAAACACCACUUAGUUAUCCCAAGCAAACAAGGUACAAUUUGAUGACCGGAAUUGCUAAAAGAUGGAUAUUAAAGUGCCAAGUUACUGCCACCAUGGACUGUACACACACAACCUCUUUACACAAGGUGAUGUCAACGAGCAUAUAUUGGUAUGUCCAUCCCCAAAAGAUGCAAGGAAACUUUUGAAGAGCAUAUAAUGUUUGAUAAGGUUUAUAGGAUUAAGUUUUUGCAUUUUGUGAAUGUAAAUUUUGGGAGCAUAAUGCUAAAAAUGAGGUGAACGGUGAAUUUAUAUUUCAUGUGUAAUGGAAGAGACUAGUACAGGGAAAGGGAGGUGUGUGCAUCGUGUCGGGUUAAUUUUUAUAGGAAUAUCCAUUGGUUCAUUGUUAUUGAAUGUAGGAGUAUGGAGAGGAUAUGAUUCUAGUUAAAAACU
Erigeron canadensis is the source of this 3731-nucleotide messenger RNA. Its product is annotated as conserved oligomeric Golgi complex subunit 1. NCBI's taxonomy places the organism in Eukaryota, Viridiplantae, Streptophyta, Magnoliopsida, Asterales, Asteraceae. Gene Ontology annotation, biological process: intra-Golgi vesicle-mediated transport. The coding region runs from base 106 to 3279 and encodes 1057 amino acids. The transcript is spliced from 6 exons. Gene Ontology annotation, cellular component: Golgi apparatus; COG complex. The record is from RefSeq and is a predicted model, not a curated record.